ACGAUACGAGUCAUACACUCCAAAACAGCCCCCGUCGAAUAUUUCCGCGUUAAGCAACGUUCAUCGGCAGCUUCCUCUACGACCUUUUUAUCCUUUUUCAUUCAUCGUCAACUACACGCAAUAUACACAUUUGAGGAUCCCUUUUUCAUCCAAUUCUUCUAUUCGUUCUUCAUUUUGAAUCAUCAAUCGAAGAAAAAAAGGGCGUGUCUUUUGAUUAAUUCAGUUCAUCAUGAGUUUUCUCUUCGGAAAGCGUAAAUCUCCUGCAGAACUGCUGCGGGAGAACAAGAGAAUGUUGGAUAAGUCUAUUCGAGAAAUCGAAAGAGAAAGACAGGGUUUGCAAACACAAGAGAAGAAGUUGAUUGUAGAAAUUAAGAAAAGUGCUAAGCAAGGACAGAUGGGAGCUGUCAGAGUCAUGGCAAAAGAUCUGAUUAGAACACGACAUCAAAUUGAGAAAUUUUACAAGCUUAAAUCGCAGCUUCAAGGUGUAUCUUUGAGAAUUCAGACACUGAAAUCUACACAAGCGAUGGGAGAAGCGAUGAAAGGAGUCACAAAAGCUAUGGGACAAAUGAAUCGGCAGAUGAACCUACCAUCACUCCAGAAAAUAAUGCAAGAAUUUGAGAGGCAAAACGAGAGGAUGGAACUGACUAGUGAAGUCAUGGCGGAUGCUAUUGAUGACGCUUUGGAGGGUGAUGAGGAAGAGGAAGAAACAGACGAGCUUGUUAACCAGGUUCUUGAUGAAAUUGGUAUUGAUGUUAACCAAGAGCUUGUAAAUGCACCAUCAUCUGCAGUGGCUGCUCCUGCUGCUAAGACCAAGGUGCCACAGGCGGAACCGACAGGGAAUGAUGACGGUGGGAUUGAUGAUGACUUGCAGGCAAGGUUGGAUAAUUUGAGAAGAAUGUAGUCUCAUCUGUCUCAUUUGUACGCACUUUGAACAAGAGAGUUUAGUUUAUUGAUGUCUAUUUUGUGUAAUAUCUUUCUUAACACUUGAGGGAGUGCCGGCUGACUUAUUUUGUUUGUAUAUAUAGAAGCAUCAAAGAUGAUAAUGCUCAAUAAGCUAUAUUUCUAUCC
Molecule: messenger RNA, 1068 nt
Organism: Amaranthus tricolor (Joseph's coat)
Lineage: Eukaryota; Viridiplantae; Streptophyta; Magnoliopsida; Caryophyllales; Amaranthaceae
Product: vacuolar protein sorting-associated protein 2 homolog 1
Exons: 5
Coding region: 230-901 (223 amino acids)
Biological process (GO): protein transport; late endosome to vacuole transport; endosome transport via multivesicular body sorting pathway
Cellular component (GO): multivesicular body; ESCRT III complex
Source: RefSeq, a predicted model, not a curated record